Messenger RNA from Acanthopagrus latus (yellowfin seabream), 5160 nucleotides. RefSeq names its product 1-phosphatidylinositol 4,5-bisphosphate phosphodiesterase beta-4-like. Gene Ontology annotation, molecular function: phosphatidylinositol-4,5-bisphosphate phospholipase C activity; calcium ion binding. NCBI's taxonomy places the organism in Eukaryota, Metazoa, Chordata, Actinopteri, Spariformes, Sparidae. Bases 836 to 4576 code for a protein of 1246 amino acids. The transcript is spliced from 41 exons. The record is from RefSeq and is a predicted model, not a curated record. Gene Ontology annotation, biological process: phosphatidylinositol-mediated signaling; lipid metabolic process.
CGCUGUAGCCUCUGAAUGAAAAACAGCAGCGGCCUCACAAAGGGAGGAGGGGGCGGCGGUGUUUGUCUGUAUCAACGCACGGAGGCUACAGUAGUCAGCUGUUGAGAGGAGCAGGGAGGAGCUGGAUGUGGAUCUGCUGGAUGACUCACUCCGCCAGCCACACUCAUUCACUCGUCUGGCGCACACUCUCGCUGGCGCACGCGCGCGGACGCACGCUCUCGGGCACGCGCAGGCACGUUUGUGCGGGAGAGGGAGGGAGGGAGGGGAAGGGGGCGCGCGCUGGCUGGCGGUGCCGAGGAGGAGGAGGAGGAGGAGGAGGAGAGGGGUUCCUCGUCGAAGGCGCAUCAGGGCCGUUCAUUCUCCACUGGAGGGCGAGUGGUACAAGAGCACCGGGACACUCAGUGACACGGAGCAGACAGUCGGAGGGAGACGGGAUAGAGAAGCAGCAGCAGCGGCGGCGGCGGCAGCGGCGGCAGCAGCAGCAGCUGGAAGACACUGACAGACGGAGACAGAGAGAGAGAGAGAAAACCUCCGACCCCGGACCCUGCAAGAGCAUCUUUUCUUUCCGCCGUUGGAUUAAAACCCGCCCCGACCUGCUCCAGCACCGAGAUCACUUUCUGCCAAACCUGCACACAGCGGCCCUGGUUGCUGUUUAGCUCCAAACUGACUGAGAUCACCCGAGCGUGUCCAGCCUGAAACGUACAGCAGGCCAAGACAUGAGCUUCUCCCGCUGAACGUUAUUGAUGCUGAACUGAGCGGUCCAGUGCUGUCCUCCAGUGUUUCCCCUCCCCUCAGUUUUCUGUCCCUCUGUCCAUCACCUGGUUUGUGAGCAGCCAUGACGAAGUCCUACGAAUUUAACUGGCAGAAGCACCUGCCAGAGUUCAUGCAGGAAGGUGCCUCCUUCGACAGGUUUGAUGAGGACCCGUAUAUCUUUGAGCCCAACUGUCAGAUGCAGGUGGACGAGUUUGGCUUUUACAUCACCUGGAAGAGUGAAGGAAAGGAAGGCCAGGUUCUCGAGUGUUCCCUCAUCAACAGUAUCCGUGUUGGUGCCGUCCCAAAGGACCCCAAGAUCUUGUCAUCAUUCGAGGCCAUCGGAAAGACAGAGGCAGACUUGGAAGGCUGCAUCAUCUGCAUCUGCAGCGGCACAGACCUUGUCAACCUCAACUUCAUGUUCAUGGUGGCGGAGAACCCGGACACAGCAAGGAAAUGGAUCGAGGGUUUGAGGUCGGUGAUUCACAACUUCAAGGCCAACAACGUCUGUCCGAUGACCUGCCUCAAGAAACAUUGGAUGAGAACGUGCUUCCUGACCAAUGUGAAUGGGAAGAUUCCUGUUAGAGGCAUCACUCGCACAUUUGCAUCAGGCAAGACAGAGAAGGGGAUCUUCCAGUCUUUAAAGGAUCUUGGCCUUCCCAGUGGAAAGAAUGACGAGAUCGAACCAUCAGAUUUUACAUUUGACAUUUUCUACGCGCUCACACAGAAGAUCUGCCCUCGCACAGACAUAGAGGAACUCUUCAAGAAGAUCAAUGGGAACAAAACUGAUUAUUUAACUGUAGACCAGUUAGUCAGCUUUCUGAAUGAAAAUCAACGUGACCCUCGGUUGAAUGAGAUCCUCUUCCCGUUCUACGACCCCAAGAGAGCCAUGCAGAUCAUCGAGAAAUAUGAGAGAGACGACGAGCUGAAGAAGAAAGGUCACAUGUCCAGUGAUGGGUUCUGCCGGUACCUGAUGUCAGACGAAAAUGCUCCAGUUUUCUUGGACCGGCUGGAGCUGUACCAGGAGAUGGACCAGCCGCUGGCCCACUACUUCAUCAGCUCCUCCCACAACACUUACCUGACAGGGCGACAGUUUGGAGGGAAGUCUUCAGUAGAGAUGUACCGCCAGGUGCUGCUGUCUGGGUGCAGAUGUGUGGAGCUGGACUGCUGGGAUGGAAAAGGGGAGGAUCAGGAGCCCAUCAUCACUCAUGGCAAGGCCAUGUGCACAGACAUCCUGUUCAAGGAUGUUAUUCAAGCCAUCAAGGAGACAGCAUUUGUCACAUCAGAAUACCCUGUUAUUUUGUCCUUUGAAAACCAUUGCAGUAAACCCCAGCAGUACAAGAUGGCCAAGUAUUGUGAGGAGAUUUUUGGUGACUUCCUCCUUAAACAGCCUCUGGAAAACUUCCCGAUCGAGUCCGGGCACCCCUUACCCUCACCAAACGACCUCAAAUUUAAAAUCCUCAUCAAAAACAAACGCUUGAAACCUGAAGUUGAGCAGAAACAGCUAGAGGCCUUUAAGAAACACAUGGAGGCAGGAGAGACCAACACCCCUGCCAUCAUUAUGGGAGAAGAGAAUGAAGAGGACACAGAUAACAGUCAACUAAACGACAGAGAGAAGGUGACUGAGGAGAAGGAUUUGAAUUCAGAAGCUCCCAGCAGCGUGUCAGAGGCCACCAGCGAGAAAGAGGCCAACAGUGUUUCCCAGACCAACACAGUUAGCUCGAAAAAAGAGGAGGAACGCAGCAACAGUAUCAAGAAGGUGCCUGAAGAUGAAGUGACGGAGAUAUCCGAAGCCACAGAGGCAACAGACGCCACAGACAUCUCAGAAGCAUCUGACCAAGACAAUAACAAGAAGGGUGUGGAGGAGGCAGAAGACUCUGAAGAGGCUCUGAUAGCUCAGUACACCUACGUAGGAGCCACUACUAACAUCCACCCAUAUCUCUCAGCCAUGGUCAACUACGCACAGCCCGUCAAGUUCCAGAGUUUUGAUGUGGCAGAAGAAAGGAACAUCCACCAUAACAUGUCGUCUUUUAACGAGUCUGUUGGUCUGGGCUAUCUGAAGACCAACGCCAUCGAGUUUGUCAACUACAACAAGCGUCAGAUGAGCCGGAUCUACCCCAAAGGGGGCCGGGUGGACUCCAGUAAUUACAUGCCUCAGAUCUUCUGGAACGCAGGCUGCCAGAUGGUCUCGCUCAACUUCCAGACCCCAGAUCUGGCCAUGCAGUUGAACCAGGGGAAGUUUGAGUACAACGGCUCCUGCGGGUACCUGCUGAAGCCCGACUUCAUGCGGCGGUCAGACAGGAUGUUUGACCCUUUCUCAGAGACGCCGGUGGACGGCGUCAUCGCUGCAACCUGCAGCGUACAGGUGUUCUCCGGACAGUUCCUGUCAGACAAGAAAAUCGGCACAUAUGUUGAAGUGGACAUGUACGGCCUGCCGACGGACACCAUCCGGAAGGAGUUCCGCACGCGCAUGGUGAUGAAUAACGGACUGAACCCAGCCUACAAUGAGGAGCCCUUCGUCUUCAGAAAGGUGAUCCUACCGGAUCUGGCGGUGCUGCGCAUUGCCGUGUACGACGACAACAACAAGCUGAUUGGCCAACGCAUCCUGCCUCUGGACGGCCUGCAGGCCGGCUACCGCCACAUCUCGCUGAGGAACGAGGGAAACAAGCCCCAACCGUUGCCAACCAUCUUCUGCCAAAUCAUCCUCAAGACCUACGUGCCGGACGGCUUCGGAGCAAUUGUGGAUGCGCUGUCGGACCCAAAGAAGUUCUUGACCAUUGCAGAAAAGAGAGCCGACCAGAUGAAGGCGCUGGGGAUUGACACGAACGACAUAGCGGACGUUCCCAGUGGAAGCUCAAAGAACGACAAGAAGGGAAAGGGUAAAGGAGACACCGUGAAGGCCAGUGUGACACCGCAGGCCAGCUCGGACAUGGCUCAGACCUCCAAUUCCGCCCAAAAUAACACAGCAGAAACCAAGAAGGAUACUGCACUUGUGCCUAAUGUCAGUAUUGAUGACUUAAAACAAAUGAAGACGUACCUUAAACUGAUUAAGAAGCAGCAGAAGGAGCUCACCACUUUAAAGAAGAAACACUCAAAGGAUCAAAAUACAAUGCAGAAAGCUCACUGCACCCAGGUGGACAAGAUGGUGUCCCAGCAUGAUAAGGAGAAGACAAACCUGGAGAAACUACUAGAGAAAGCUAUCAAGAAGCGAGGGGAAAACAACUGCCAAGAGCUCAAGAAGGAGACGGAGGAUAAAAUACAAACACUGGGUGCUGAUCACAAAGUCAAGGUAAAGGACAUCACGGCGGCGCACACUAAAGAGUGGUCAGAGCUGAUCAGUAGUCACAGCAGCGAGGAGCAGGAGAUGAAGGACAGCCACGUCACACAGCAGUGUGAACACCUCAAGAAACUCCUGGCUACCGUCCAGGAGCAGCAGACCAUGCAGCUCAAACUCAUCCACGAACGGCAGAGCAAAGAGAUGCGUGCCAACCAGGCCAAGAUGUCCAUGGAAAACAGUAAAGCCAUCAGCCAGGACAAGACCAUUAAAAACAAAGCAGAGAGAGAGAGGAGAGUGCGAGAGUUAAACAGCAGCAACACCAAGAAGUUCCUGGAUGAGAGGAAGAGGCUGGCCAUGAAGCAUCAGAAGGAGAUGGAGCAGCUAGAGAAAAACCAGAGGGAACAGUUGGAGAAACUGGAGAAGUUCAAUGAGCAGCUUUUGAAAUCACACCAUGCAAACAAACAGGUUCAAGGCCAAGGACAUGCAGCAGAUGGUGAAGUUGGAGGAGGAGAUGGACCGCAGACCUGCCACGGUGGUGUGAGCGACUGAGACCGAGACACAAGCACACACACACACACAUAUACACACAUGCAGGUGCAGAAAACACUCCACUGCGGAUAGCCCCUCCACGAGCCUGCCCACAUCACUGUCUCUGUACGUUUUGUCAUGUUCACACACACACAAACACACAGUAGCCCUCCCUCCGCCUUUGCCCCGCCCGCUAACGUCUUUACACCACUGAGCCACUGGCCCUUCUCUCGCUGAUUGACAGGGAGUUCAACCACUUACGGAGGGAGGUAAUGUUACCACGGAGACACACCCCUCCUCCACUGUAUGUAGUUUUCUACGGGCAACACAAGCUGCAGCUAUUAGUGGACACACACAUCUACACACACACACACACACAGCACAUGCACAAACACCCACGGGAAGUGGAUAUCAGUUCCCCCUUUCGACUUGUUCGUUUUGUUUGUUUCUUUUUCUUUUUUUUUUUUUUCUUUUUUUUAAAUCGGUACCAGAUUAAACUCUCCAGAGACGGCGUGGAAGAGGGGGAGGAGAAUAUGUGUAAGAUUUAAUGUCGAUUCAGCACAAAAUGAAUAAACUUUGUGAAAUACACUGUAUGCUACACACCA